Molecule: messenger RNA, 785 nt
Organism: Pteropus alecto (black flying fox)
Lineage: Eukaryota; Metazoa; Chordata; Mammalia; Chiroptera; Pteropodidae
Gene: MS4A2
Product: membrane spanning 4-domains A2
Exons: 7
Coding region: 54-785 (243 amino acids)
Biological process (GO): cell surface receptor signaling pathway
Cellular component (GO): Fc-epsilon receptor I complex; plasma membrane; external side of plasma membrane
Source: RefSeq, a predicted model, not a curated record
CAAGGCUUGUUGUUGACACUGUUCUUCAUUAAUUGCUCCAUUAAGGAAAAAAAAUGGACACAGUACAUAGAAGCAGAGCAGAGCUUGCUCUCCCAAACCCACAAGAGUCUCCCAGUGAGCCCGGAAUUGAACUUUCUGAAGUACCUUUCCGUGACGACACCCAGCUGGGGAGGACUGCACGAUCCCCACCACGCCAGACAUGGCUGACAUUUUUGAAGAAGGAGCUGGAAUUUCUUGGGGUAACACAAAUUCUGAUUGCUUUGAUAUGUCUUUGUUUUGGAAUAAUUGUCUACUCCAUGCUCAAGAUUUCAGAAUUUGAAAAAGAAUUUUUUUCAUCAUUUAAAGCAGGCUACCCAUUCUGGGGAGCAGUAUUUUUCGCGAUUUCUGGAUUUUUGUCAAUUAUGUCUGAAAAGAAUCAUGCAGCAUAUCUGGUGCAAGGCACCCUGGGAGCAAACUUGGUCAGCAGCAUAGCCGCGGGAGCAGGAAUCAUUAUCUUGAUCGCCAACCUAAAGAACAGCUUGGCUUAUAUCUCCUUUUGCCAGGAAGCUUCUGUGGAUGACUUCUGCUUAGCGGUUUUUUUUGCCACUAAAAUUGUGGCGAUGAUCCUGUUUCUUACCAUUCUGGGGUUUGGUGUUGCUGUGGCACUCACAGUCUACAGAGUUGGAGAGUUAUUCAAAAGAGAUAAGAUUCCAGAAGAUUAUCUUUAUGAAGAAUUAAACAUAUAUGCACCGAUUUACAGCGAGUUGGAAGAAAAAAGGGAGAUAUCGCCUCCCACGGAUACAUAA